AUGUCAGACUCACUGCCUUCUCCAAGCACUACACCAGAUGGCCUAGAACCACGAUUCUCUCUUCCAAGCACGACUCCACGUUCCAGCAAAACAUCCAUCGCAAUAGGUGGCGUGAUCAUCUAUGUCUAUGGUUUGGAGGAGCUCAAGCAAAAGUCCGGAGUGGACGUGGGAGUGCUGUAUCUAGCUCACAACCGGACAAGAACGUACUUGGUGACAGAAGGCAUUGCGCAUGAGAUAUUGCAUAGGUAUAGGAAUGACGGAAGAAGGAAAAGAAUUGAGAUGAUUGCUGUUACCAUGAACAUGAGGAACCAUGGAGAUCGACAAGUCAGUCGCGAUGCAAAUUUGACUUGGUCAGGUGGCAAUGACAAUCAUGCCAUGGACCUGAUAUCCAUGAUCUCCGGAGCCACCCAAGACUUCAAGCUCGUUCUCGAUUUUUUACCAGCAUAUCUCUCUCAAUUCACUCGAUUCCACAACAUCAUGCUUGGCGUAUCACUAGGGGCCCACACAGCUUGGCGCAUGGCCCUGGCCGCACAAGGCCAAAUCGAGGCUUUCGGAAUGGUUGUCGGGUGUCCAAACCUGACGUCUCUCCUCCUCGAGCGUCUAGGCAUCGACGCCGCAGUAUUUGGCGUACAGGGGGAAGAAUUAGAAACAGUUGAAUACAAUCAGCUAGAAAAGGUCAUGAACGAGCAGCAGCGAAGACGGUGGCCACGAGCGCUGGCCGAACUGACUCGCAAAGACGACAAGAGGAUACUCGAAGAAUUCCCUACCGAUAUACCAGUUUUUAUGUGCAACGGCGAAUACGACAAACUGGUUCCUUCGCGGUAUACAUCGGCAUGGCUGGAAAGAAGGAAAGCCAUGCUGAGUGGAGACGUGUCCUCGAACCAAAGCAAGGCCAGGCUGUUUGUGCAGGAAAACACGGGGCAUAGCUGCACGAAAGAAAUGGUGGCGAUGCUGGCCGACUGGCUAGGGGGCUUAUAUAAACUAUAA
Trichoderma atroviride IMI 206040 is the source of this 987-nucleotide messenger RNA. RefSeq lists its product as uncharacterized. NCBI's taxonomy places the organism in Eukaryota, Fungi, Ascomycota, Sordariomycetes, Hypocreales, Hypocreaceae. The record is from RefSeq and is a predicted model, not a curated record.